Messenger RNA from Ictalurus punctatus (channel catfish), 704 nucleotides. RefSeq names its product BUD31 homolog (gene bud31). The coding region runs from base 125 to 559 and encodes 144 amino acids. The transcript has 4 exons. The record is from RefSeq and is a predicted model, not a curated record. Gene Ontology annotation, biological process: mRNA splicing, via spliceosome. Gene Ontology annotation, cellular component: spliceosomal complex; nucleus. NCBI's taxonomy places the organism in Eukaryota, Metazoa, Chordata, Actinopteri, Siluriformes, Ictaluridae.
CUCUUCUGUGACGUAAACAACACGCGACUAAAGAUCCUGUGCUGUAGCAGCUCGUAAACAACUGAGAUAAUUAUUACUUAUUAUAUAUAUAUAUAUAUAUAUUUUUAUAUAUUGAUUUGAAGUCAUGCCCAAAGUGAAGAGAAGUAGAAAGCCACCCCCGGACGGUUGGGAGCUGAUCGAGCCCACUCUUGAUGAAUUGGAUCAGAAAAUGAGGGAAGCGGAAACCGAGCCUCAUGAGGGUAAACGGAAAGUCGAGUCCCUUUGGCCAAUAUUCAGACUUCAUCACCAGCGGAGCCGCUACAUUUUCGACCUGUUUUACAAAAGAAAAGCAAUCAGCAGAGAGCUCUAUGAUUACUGUAUAAAAGAAGGCUAUGCUGACAAGAAUCUCAUUGCGAAGUGGAAGAAGCAGGGCUACGAAAAUCUGUGCUGUCUUCGCUGCAUUCAGACACGAGACACCAAUUUUGGAACAAAUUGCAUAUGCAGAGUCCCCAAAGGCAAACUGGAAGUGGGUCGUAUCAUUGAGUGCACUCACUGUGGAUGCAGAGGAUGUUCCGGAUGAUCGAGUUCAAGACUUCUGCUGUUGGGACUCGUUAAAUCUUAACCUUUUGUCUUUUGAAAUGUUUGUGAAUAUUAUUUCAUUCCAGCUUUUUAGUCUUUACUUUGUGUGAAAAAUCAGCUUUCAUUAAACUUUGCCAUCUUUAAAA